GAUUAAAUAGACUCGAGGAAAACAUCCUGAAAUGUACACCAAGUCUAUGCAUACAGAAAUCAGUCAUCUGCUGAUAAAGUAUCACAACCAACUUAAGGAAAACAAUCCGGACCAGUUACAGCUAGACCUGAGCCGGAUGGGUCCGUGUGAGAUUUGGAUUAAAUUUUGCAAUCGGAUAAAGACGCAAAAGAUCGACGACAUUAGUGGCAACGAUGGGGAUGAUCCGAUUGGCGACGACGACGAUGAGGUCGUUUCGGCUGAUUCUCCGGGGUUUUCCCCCGGAUUUUCGCAAUUUUGUGUCGCAGAAAACGCACCGAACAAUCUGUGUCGAUUGUGCCCUUUACGGCUAAGCAAACAACUCCCCAGUAUGCCUUCUGGACGGCGUGACUAUAUUAGCAUUUUCUACCAAAACGUCGGUGGCAUUAACUCUUGCGUUAAUGAGUAUUUGUUGGCCUCUUCCUGCUGCUGCCAUGAUGUUAUUGCCCUAACCGAAACAUGGCUGAACGCCAGGACCUUCACCAGUCAGGUCUUUAGUUCUGACUAUGUCGUGUUUCGUUGCGAUCGUGGCCCCAGUAACAGUCUGAAGUCAACCGGAGGCGGAGUUUUACUGGCCAUCAAAUCAACUCUGCAAGCUGUGUCUAUCGACGACAAUUCCUGGGAUGAUCUGGAAAUUGUGUGGGCCCGCAUCGAUCUCGGUAACCGGAAGCUCUUUGUGUGUGUGGUCUAUAUCCCUCCGGAUCGUACACGAGAUGUGAGUAUUGCCGAUUCGUUUUCCAGCUGCCUCACCAAAGUCACGUCGCUUGCCUCACCUGAAGACGACAUAUUAAUCAUCGGUGAUUUUAAUUUACCGGGUAUCAAAUGGUGUCCCUCUCAAGGCGGAUUUUUAUAUCCUGACCCAGCUCGUUCCUCAUUUUCGGCAUUCUCCGAAAUUAUUUUUGACUCCUUAAGCACAGCCACUCUCCGUCAGAUCAAUAGCGUCGAGAAUGAAAACGGACGUAUGCUUGAUCUAUGUUUCGUGAAUGAAGGAAUUAGAACGCCGACAAUUGAAUUAGCUCCUGUGCCUUUGGUCAAAUUGGUUCGUCAUCAUCCAGCUCUGCUCAUCUCAAUUGAAGUUUCCGACUUGGAUAUUUCUUCUAGAAAACCAGCUGCAUUCUUUCUCGAUUAUAAAAACGCGGACUUUCAAGCUAUCUCUGAUGUGUUAAACUCUGUAGACUGGGAAUCCGAGCUUACACUUUCUGAUCCCAAUGCCGCGGCUGAAACUUUUUCACAUGUCAUCAAUUACAUUAUUGAUCGUCAUGUUCCGAAACGUUUGGUGAAUGAAAAUUCAAGAGCUCCCUGGAUCACCAAAGAAUUGCGCCAGAUGAAAACUUUAAAAUGCAAAGCCUUCCGCUAUUAUAAUAGGCACAAAUCACAAGACGCUAAAGACCAUUACCGUAAACUUAAUUCUGCGUAUAAAAAAGCUAGCAGCCGAUGCUAUAGGAACUAUCUGACGCUACUGCAACGAAACUUCAAGAAUAGUCCUAAAUCAUUCUGGAAACAUGUCAAAGAUCAGCGGAGAGAAUUUGGACUUCCAACCAACAUGUUCUUGGAGGGCGAAACUGCAAGUUCGGAUCUCGGUAUAUCGUCUCGAUACUUCGUUUACAGCGGACCUCAGAGCGAUCUUAAAACGCUGACGGACUUUGUAGACAAUCGUGUCUCUAUUAGCAUGUCCAAAAAUUUGGCGAUAAUGGCCCAAAAGCUUUUGGGUAACUAG
Uranotaenia lowii is the source of this 1753-nucleotide messenger RNA. RefSeq lists its product as uncharacterized. NCBI's taxonomy places the organism in Eukaryota, Metazoa, Arthropoda, Insecta, Diptera, Culicidae. The coding region runs from base 32 to 1753 and encodes 573 amino acids. Gene Ontology annotation, molecular function: catalytic activity. The record is from RefSeq and is a predicted model, not a curated record. The transcript has 4 exons.